CUCCAGCAUCGAAGAUAUCCCUUAUCCAGAAAGUGAAGUACUGGUACAAGUUUAUUAAGGCAACAGCAACGCCCCCAAUCGGCCGGUAUUUCUCGAAUUACAAUCAUGGAAAGUACAUGUACAUGUACUAUGGACGCGCACGCUAGGCCUACAUGCGAGAGAGAGAGACGUGGCCGUUUCCCAUUCAUCGGAGUUAAUAACUGUGAAUGGAUGAAUUGAUUGACGCAUAAAAAUACUCUUUGACGUGGGCUUAUCCUUGUCCCAUGUGUGGAUGUGGGACGGCUUCGAUCUGUCGCUAUGCUGGCAGAUGUUCCGUCACCCCACUCCGACGAGGGACUGUCAUCAUCUACUGCGACCGGCGGUACAGAUCUUGGCAGCGCCAGUAGCGCCAUCGGCGCGCCCACCUUUUCUUGGCCUCAUCCUUCCCUGCAACACGUGAAUGUCGCCGCCGUGUUGCUCAAAGCGAUGGCCAGAUCUGUCCGGAAAAAUCCCGAAGUUUUCAGUUUACUAUUUGUGGCAUUCCUGUGUCUUGUGGUCGCGAAGUAUACUCAGAACAGUGGAGCUUCUCAGUCACCGGCUGCCCCUCCGCCAAUCUUCCCCAAGGACUCUCCUGUCUUUGAAUUCAGCAAUGGGGACAUGCAGAGCGCCUUGUCCCGAAUCCAGAGGGAAGAAAACGAGUUUUCGUUUGUGAUGUAUUAUGCCCACUGGGAUGGGAACUCUCGAGAUAUUGCUGUUGAAUUUGACAGGGCAGCCAGGCAGCUGUCGCAUCGGGUCACUUUCGUCGCUGUCAACUGUUGGUGGUUGCAUGGGUCAUGUAGGAGCCGAGUCAAGACCACCAUGUACCCAGCCCUGCUGGCCACAGCCCCAACCAUCCGCAAUGGUCUCCAGUAUACUGGUAUCCUGCAGGCUGAAGAGAUGGUGUCUUUCCUAUAUCGACUCUGCAGGCCUUUCACCUAUGUUCCUGAUAUUGAGUCAGUGUACUCGCUUCAUGCACAUCAUGGGACUGUGGUUGUGGGUUACUUUGACUGGACUACUUUUCCCAUUCUGCCGGGCCUAGUCUCCUUCCAGAAGGCUGCGUGGCUGGCACUGGAGAAAGAUUCCAUUGAGCCCAUUGCAUUUGCAGUUGUAACAAACAUCAGGCUAGCGCAGAGACUAGGAUUGCAGCAGUCUAAAAGCAUAGCCAUGAUAAGGACACUGAAUUCAACCUUGUUGUACCCAAGAGAUGCCAAAUUCCAAGCUAAGCUGAUCAUGGAAUGGGCUUACAAGCAUCAGGAAUCUGUGGUGCAGUGGCUAGCCCCUGCAGGUGUGAAGAGCACCAUCAUGGCUACCCAGUUGGACAGUUCUCCUGUUGUGGUUCUGUUCACCCGUCAUCAUCGACGGCAAGGUCUGCUGAAUGAUUUUUAUAUGUUUAAAAAAGUUGCUUUGGACUACUACAAUUGCAACAACUCCAGGCUGAUCCAGAGGCUAAUCAGUGCAAUCAACAGUGCUAGAAAACCAACUCCUGACAAUUGCAAUGAAGCAGAUGAUCGUAGUGAUAGUGCGCCUUCUGUGUGCGAGUGUUGCCAGACGCUAGCCGAUCCGCCAUUAACCACGACCAUGUCCCACGGACGCAACGUCUGUCAGGUCUGCGAGCACUCGACCACGCUCCACCCGAGCCCUUGCAGCCCAGCCCUGCCGCACAGCCAAGCGACGUGGACGAAGCUGAUCGUCCAUGGAAAGUCGUCACUGGCCCCAAACAGCUGCCUCCAUUUGAAUUACUAUUAUAGUCCUUACAGCCAGUACCAGCUAUGCUGUAAACAGUGCGACAUUGCACCCGGUCAUUUGUACAGCCAAAGUGAACGUUGUGCCGUCCCCGAUUCUAACUCUGGAAGGUCGGCGAUCAAUUCAGUCUGUCAAGGAGUUUUAAGCAGAACUGACUGCAACAGCAAGUGCCAGGAAUCCUCCCGGGGAACCAAAACUUCCAACGCAAAUUCAAACCAAAAUUCUCAUUGCAGGAGGACGUUGGAAUCAAAAGAGAAUGUCUUUCACCCAUACUUGGGCCCUUUCACGGGGCUGGGAUGUAGGACCAACAGAACGGUGAAUUUCUUUGCCAUGAGGUCUGAAUACUUUUGGCAGUUUGCAGAGCAAUUAGGGGCAUCUGCUAGAAGUGGCUUCCAGGCACCCGGAAAAAGGACAGCCAUAGUCUUGCUGGAUAUUGAGGCAGAACAGCAGCACCUCCUGGCUGGGGAAAUCACGGCUUCUGCAAUUAAAAAUUUUAUAUUCAAUUAUACAACCUCAAAUCUUACGCGGCACCUCCGCUCUGCCAAUGCACCUUCUGCCUGCAGCCAGAUGACCGGAGUCUGUGUACAGGAAGUGGUGUCGUCCACGUUUGAAGAGCUGGUCUUAGACAGCACCAAAGAUGUAUUGCUACUGUACUAUGCGCCAUGGUGUGGCUUCUGUAGCAGGACGCACCAUCUGUACCUCAUGUUGGCAAAAGUCUUCCAGCAUUCCACCAAUCUACUGAUUUCUAGGAUUGACGGAGAUGCCAACGACCUUCCCUGGCAGUUCACCCCAUCCUCCUACCCCACCCUCCUCCUCUUCCCAGCAGGUCAGAAGGACCAGAGCCUGCAAUUCCCCCAGUCCACCGUGCUAAACCUACCAAAUAUGAUCAAGUUUGUGCUUCAGCAUGCGACGCUUCUAUGAUAAGAGCUAUUCACUUCCAGAUGCAGUAAACAAUGCAUUAUUCUGUCUUCAAAAUGCCUGUAAAAAGUGACUUCUUCGUAAAUAAAAAAAUCAGAUUAUUUAGUAUGAUAACUUCAAGUGCAACUUUAUUGUGGUACACGUAUGAAAUCGUGGAUGAAAAGGGACAGAAAUUCUUUCUGAUCGUGUUGAUAAAAAGAGCAGGCAAUUUUCUGCUAAUGAAAUAUUGCUCCUUUCUGCACAUUCAUCAGUGAGCACAGUCUAGGCCACUCUGAUUUGUGAACACAAUUCAUGGAAGCCACAGUCUCCCAACUGGAUUGGUUACACUGAUAAGUUAGCCCUUUGCCUGACAAUUUGUUUUCUGUCACAAGGUUAUGGAAGUGCCACAUCCCAUCUUUUGUAAGCAUGAGUCAUCUUUUUUUAAGCAUGAACUAUGCAGCCUUGGUACUGGCUCGCAUGUACAAAUGCUGCAUUGGGAGUGGUGUCCCGGUUUUUUCAACCGAAUUCCCCGUAAGACUUCAGUGGAUGCAGAGCAUUUCAUCAGACAACAGAAUAGUCUGCCCGUUCUGUAGGGAAAGGACAGUUCACAUUGGACGAAGCAUAAAGAUCUGUGAGUUGCAGGAUUAAACUUUAUUGUAAUGAAUCAUUUGAACUCUUAUUCACACCAGCAAAUAUCUUGCGCAUGUAGCUAGAUAGAUAUGUAGAAACUGGCAGCAUUGUGGUCAAUUCAAUCAACAGUCCCUUCACAAGUCAAGUCACAAGGCCUUUCACAAGACCAGUUGUAAGUAACAGAUUGAACAGUGACAAGAAAAUGUUUUUAUCACAGUUCAUUUGAAUAGCUUAUGACUUGGCUUAUGACCGCAUGACGUGAUGAAGUUGUGAUGGACUUACAGGGACUUGUGAUUGGCUCAGCUGCAACAACCUUAAUUGCCAUAUGUAUUAAUGCCAUAUGCGUAACCAAACUGAUUGUGAUAACAACAGUUACCAUUUGAAUCAAGGGUUGUCAGUUGCUGCAAAGUCAAUUUUCAUGUACAGUUAGGAACGUGCAAGUGAAAAUUUAGUCACCAUCCAACAUUUAAUGCAGUGUCUUUUAUGAGUAACUUCCUGUUUUGGUCAAAAGUUAUUCAUUACAAGGUGCUGAUCAGCAACUUGUCAAAUCUAAAUCCAAAUUAUACUGUCCAGAGGGAGUUUCCUGGCAAAUUUGUGCAAAUUGCAAGAACUGCAAGAUGUGUGCUGAAGUUUCUAAGUGCCUUCCAUUGAAAUUAGUCCAGCAGUUUAUAAGCUGUCAGUGAGAUUGUGUAAUGCUCACGCCCAGGUCUCACAGAGGUAUGUCUUACAUUUGUCCUUGAUGUUCUUUGAUUGACUAGGUAGGUUGGAACUUGCCGGCAUUCACAUGUACCUCAAAUUUUAGAAACUGUGCGAUGUGCAUAUGAGCACAAUGCUACCUCCGCUGAGGCUUUCGUCAAUUGGAAUAAUCAUGGUUUUUUGUCCAAUUCGGAAUUUAGAAGGUUAAGAAAGACAGGAAGUCGUAAACUUCUUCAAUAUACCCAAAUCCAGCAACUUGUUUUGAUUAAUUUGAUGGAUUGAUGAAUUGAAGACUUUGAGCCCAGCAACCAUUGCUCUGCUUGUGGCUUGAUUGUGUUGCACUUAAUUCAUUCCUAACCUUCUCAAUCCAUCUGAAGGUUUUCGAGGACUUCACAGGGUUGAAGAAGGUAGAGCCAAAACCACUUAUACUGUAUUUACACUGCGGACCCCAUGCCAAAAUUUGUCAGCGCAGAAUUUGCCGGUGAACUAUGGCACAGGAUUGUUUUUUUUUUUAAUAGUUACUGAUGGUUCCUUGCGUAUUAAGGCAACAGGUAUAGAAUUAUCCAAGACAUUCGUUUCCUCUGUGCAAUGAGGUUAUUGCAGGUUUAAAAGUAUGACCUAGAGAACAAGUUACUUCUUGGUACUGGUUAGUACCGGCACUGAGCCGGGACCCCACAAGGAUUUCACAAAAUAGAUGUUUCAAAUUUACUCAAAAGGGAGGAAUUUUCAAGUGCCAUUAAUCUGUUGCAAAAUGAAGUAUUUUAAAUAAGGGACGUUCAGUCGAAUUUCCAAAAUAGGAAAGUGAAUCUGGUUCAGAUGGGAGUGAUUUGAAAAUUUUUGGGUGUUGUGUGGGAGUUUUGUACGCGAGAACAAAGGGAAUACCCCACAAGUACAGCUGUGUAAGGUUGACUGUACACCAAUUUAGAUGAACAAAAUCACAGUUAAAACCAGUACAGACGUAGUUGUCAUGAUCUAUAAAUAGUAACAGUUCUCAAUAUCCUUUAUCUGUUGGAUGAUUGAGGACUGUUAGGGUUGAAACUGUUUUCACAUGUACACAAUACAAAAGCCUGUUAAUGCCAGUUAGAAGUACACAUAGAUGUCUUGUGAGCCAGCAGUGUUAUUUUCUAUCAAGCACUCUUAUUUUCUAUCAAAUUCUGCUGUUUAUUCUAUGAUUUUGUUUGGAUGGCGAAAAAAUGUGUGCGUAUGUUUAUGCAGUUUUCAUGCCAUUGAAAUUGCUUUUGAUUCACAAGGGAGUGAUGCAGGAACUCUCCUCACUGGAAAUGGAACAUAAUUGUUCCACAGUUUUCUUUUCCAAUUUACCAUGAGUUGCAAGUUCUCUCUUUUUUUUCUUUUCUUGUUGGUUGAGAUCUUUCCCCUAAGUUUGGAAGCACCGGCUCCAGUGUCAUUUCCCUUUAAUGCAUGCAUUUUAGUCUUCGUCAGUAUAAUGGGCUAGUAGUGGAGCUCAUCAUGCACUCGGAGGGUUCAUCAGCACAUUAUAUGUCGAUGUUUGUGUCAAGCCAAAAGCGGUCAACCACCCCCCCGAAUGCACAGGUUGUUUCGUUCCACCAAUUCUUUGCCAUGUUCAUUAGCCGUUGCAAAUGCAGUUCACCUUGCACUGAAAAGGGUGAAUGGAUGAUUUUUCUUCUUUUUUUGUGUUUAAAUUCCAGUAUUAAAGCAUUGCCAGUCUAAUUGUGUGAGCAUUUGUACAGCAUACUUACUGUGCAUGCAUGGAUACUUUUGAUAGCAUACGUACAUGUACACCAAGGUGCUUGGAAAAAAGAUAACCAAUUUCCUCAUACAUGUAAUUACAAUUGUUCGCCAACUGAAGGGACCACCAUCUUGUAUUCAACAGUCUGACUUGUCCACUGUUUUCUUCCCUCUAGAGGAAAUACAAUGUAGAUCACAUCCUUUUCACAGCUUCCAACUACUGGGCUGUGACGUUUUCUGUAUUGAGAUACAAACAGCCUCCUUACAAAGCAUGUACUCUGACUCUAAUGGCCUCCUGUGACAGAACUCUUAAAUGUAUUGGAUCUCUGGUCCAUAGUACAUGCAUGAGAAAACUACGUACUUUACAGUACAUGUGCUUCCCAUCCAGUACUUAACAUUUACUUUCAGCUUUUUGGGGGGGUCGAAUAAAUGGCGUAAUGAUGUUUUUUAACUGGAAAUGAUUGGUUGUACAUGUAAUUAACCAACUGGAAAAGAUAUGGUGUAUGCAUGUAUUGUUAUUUGAAUUCUUAAAAUCUUAAUAUUUAAACCUUUAACUGCUGGUGUGCAGCAUGCCACUUCUCUUGAAUUUCAUUGUCUUUUCAUAUUCUGGUGCUUAAGAUAAGUUAAAGGGAUCAUGUAUCAUUUCCCCCCUUCAAAUGCACUGAUUGGACUGUCAUAAAGGCAUACAUGACAUAAUCUCCCGUAAAGAUUGUGUAGUAGCAGACACCACGUAAUCUGUUUUAUAUUGCUCAGUGCUAAACUGACAAAACUCUGAUUUGGUGAUGGAAGUACAUGAUUCAGAAAGACUAUUAACACAUUGGCAUUGUGGUUGUUCACACGUGCACCUUGGCAGUGGAUUGGAUGCGAUCCAUGGAGCCCCAUAAGAAAAAGUAUAUAUUUAUAAUAUAUAAGUAUAUUAUAUAGUAUAUAUUAUAUUAUAUAGUAUACAUAUAUAUUAUAAUAGUAUAUAAGUAAAACAAGGCAUUAUUGUGUUUAUAUCUAAUGCUAUAUAACCUGAUGUAGUCUGCACUGCUACUCUUCAGACUUUGCAUGGUGACAUCACUUUUUAAAAGCCAUUGUGUGUGCCCUUCAGCGUUGCUAUUUUUAAUCAAUUUUUACAGUGAAAAUUAUAAGGGAAUGAGAUGCAAAUGGCAACCGGUAAUUUCAACACAAGGCUGAGAUAUUGCCAAGUUUUAAUAUGGAAAAUGAAUGAUACUAAAGUACGUUUGAAUAGUGGAAGACUGGUUCCACAACAUCUGUUACCCUUACCUACCAAAACUUUCUGCAGACAAAUUUUCACUUCACAUUACUUGGCAGUAAGAAAAUUGAAGUGAAUUUGAAGAGAGAAAUCGUGUAAUCAAACUUGGUCUACAUCAAUUUGGUUUGGGAACGGGGGUUCACAAUCAGUCUGGAAAACUUUGAAAUGUUAUCUUAGCACUUGCGCUUUUGAUUAUGGUUUGAAUGGAGUAUUUGGACAAAAAGUGUCCUGAGAAUGUGCAAGGAAAUGUAACACCCCAUUGCAAAUACUUGCACAUGUUUAUAAGCCGGCGUCAGCUGUGUCUUCACUUGAAUGUCUAUUGAUUCAGAAUAGCCAGUCAACGCAGCUUUGGUGUUUGUAAGCUUAGUUCAUCCAACAGUUUCUGCAACUUCAGUGAAUUGAGGGACUUGGUGAAAAAGACAUGACAAGCCUAGCUGGUCUGUUCAACUUCCACUCGCUUGACAAAUAAAUCCUCUGUCCAUGGAUGAGUAUUAAUGUAGUGUUAGUGUCAGGUUGGAAACUGCCGUCUCCAGGCCUUUCUUGUAUCGUCAGAACUCUUUUAAACUAUAGUGUAAUUCGACAACUAGAAUUAGAAACCAUUACUGGAGUGGCACAACGCUUGUGGACGGGUGUUAUACGCACGUUACAUACCUCUUUGACCAAUAGGGCGUCUCGAUUUGCCAAUGCAUGGGCAGGUCAAGCUGAAGAAUGUGCGCAAGUGCAGCACCAUCGCUGUUAUGACAUCUAAUCGGAUUAGUCUGUAAUUUUAUAUUUUUAUGAACAGAUUUGUGCUCUGGGGCGGAUAUUAUUUUUACAAAGAAUUGCAGAUUUUUUUAAUCAAUUUGUUUGAAAUUUACAUAUGCAGAAACCAAACAUGAAUGCGCGCAUGCAACUUUUCCUCGCAUCAUCUAUCUGGAUUUCCACAUUUUUUACAUCUCGUGUAUGCCAUUAAGGAUUGAAAAAACUGUACAAAACCUUGUGCAGUUGGUAAAUUCCUCUUUUUGUGAAUUCCCAGUUGCAUGCCCGUAAAUAAAACGAAUCAAAACUUUUAUAUUGCUUGAAAAGAUUGAAAACGUUUAUCAAAUAGGCUGCCAUAUCCUACAUGUGUACCAUCACUACAAGUUCUCAUGCAUAAUUUAUUCAAGCUAUAAAAUAUGAAAUAAUGGAAAUUUUGAAGAGGUUCUCUACGUUUAAUAAUAAUAAUAAAUUGUAUCACACUA
Molecule: messenger RNA, 8169 nt
Organism: Acanthaster planci (crown-of-thorns starfish)
Lineage: Eukaryota; Metazoa; Echinodermata; Asteroidea; Valvatida; Acanthasteridae
Gene: txndc11
Product: thioredoxin domain containing 11
Source: RefSeq, a predicted model, not a curated record